GGAAGAGCCGCUCUGAAAUGUGAGUAUUUCGAGUAAUCGAGUACAAGGAGGAAUGCAAAUCGAAUGAAUAAUGACGAUUCGCGGUUGAAUCGUCGCGUCGUAGGUACGAAAGACGUACGGACGGUGGUACGUGAACCUGCGCUCGUUGAACUUUACGCGCUGACGAGACGAGGUGAGUGCGGCCGAUCGCAUUAUAGUUGUAAAAGGUACACGCCGAUGGGUUGGAAGUUGGAAGACCCGGGCAGGGCAGCUGCGGCCUUCUUCGACCUUCCCCCUUCCACCGCGGUACAGUCACCGUUGGGAAUGGGAAUGGGAAUGAAAAUGGAAUGGUUGUGUACCUCCGCCUCGUGGUCUCCUCGAAGUCGCUCUUAGCCGCUACGCGUAUGCCUCUUCUGCUGAACUCCAAGAGAGAGCCGAGCGACUCCGCUCCUCCACUCGAUCUCGCUGCCUAUAGCCACAUCACAUGCUAGGAUUACAGGCGCAAGGUGGUGAUACCGUAGGGAUCUCCGGGGAGAACGAGGGAGGCAUCAUCUGCCGUCGGAUCCUCGUCCUCGUCCUCGUCCUCCACUCGUGGACAAAGAAAAUCGAAAUUCUCAACUCCGCGCCGCAUGUGCGGCGGCACACGGACGUGGAAACACCUGGUUUCGGGCCAUUUACACGGCGUACGGCAACAACGACACACGUGGAUAUAGUGGCUAGGGAGAAUUCGGCAUCGAUUCAAACUCGAUCGGAGAAGAUCGAGGAAAACUGGAGCAACGUGUCGUGGACGGAAAAAUAAAUGUGGGGCUCCGCGAGUAACGACGUCUUCGAAGUCGAUGGACUAAAAUUUUAAGG
This is a messenger RNA of Athalia rosae (coleseed sawfly), 834 nucleotides long. RefSeq lists its product as uncharacterized. The record is from RefSeq and is a predicted model, not a curated record. NCBI's taxonomy places the organism in Eukaryota, Metazoa, Arthropoda, Insecta, Hymenoptera, Athaliidae. Bases 464 to 778 code for a protein of 104 amino acids. The transcript is spliced from 3 exons.